AUGCGUCUCGAUCGGAAUCCAGACCGAUCUCCCUCACCUGUGUCUUCGUCAUCGGACACGGACGAUAUUGAUGACGAACAUGAAUAUGAAGCUGAAUUAUUAGAAAGUAUCGCUGAAAAAGAAGUGGAAUUAAACCAUACACAAGAACUAAUCAACGAGCGAAAUAGACAAGUACAAGCAACAUUAACUGAACUUCAACAAAUUAACAAUACUACCCUUAAAUCUGUCAAUAAUUUCACACUAUUUCCUACCUCUUUCCUCUUCUGUUGUGCAUCGGCAAAUAUUGUAUCCUGUCUGAGUGCAUUCAGUUGCUAUUUGACACGUUCUGAUACUUGA
Molecule: messenger RNA, 336 nt
Organism: Adineta ricciae
Lineage: Eukaryota; Metazoa; Rotifera; Eurotatoria; Adinetida; Adinetidae
Source: the annotation of a GenBank genome assembly